AUGAUUCAUAGUCUAUUUAUUAUUAAUGCAUCCGGGGAUGUUUUCAUGGAAAAACAUUGGAAAACAGUUGUAGGAAAAUCGAUAUGUGAUUAUUUUUUCGAAGCCCAAUCUAAAUGUGCCAAUGCUGAAGACGUUCCACCUGUAAUUGCAACACCUCAUCAUUAUUUGAUAAAUAUAUUUCGCAAUAAUCUUUAUUUUGUGGCUGUUCUUACCAAUGAAAUUGCACCACUUUUUGUCAUUGAAUUUCUUCACCGUAUUGUGGAAGUCUUCGAGGAUUACUUUACUGAAUGUACUGAAACAUCUCUUAAAGAUAAUUAUGUUAUUGUUUAUGAACUCUUAGAUGAAAUGCUUGAUUCUGGUUUACCAUUAGCAACAGAAACAAAUAUAUUAAAAGAACUUAUUAAACCACCAAAUAUAUUCCGUAAAGUGGCAAAUCUCGUUACUGGCGAUAGUACAAACAUUAGUAAUGUACUUCCGUCUAGUCAAUUAUCGAAUAUUCCAUGGCGUCGUAUGGGUGUUAAAUAUACAAAUAAUGAAUCUUAUUUUGAUUUAAUUGAAGAAAUCGAUGCUAUUAUUGAUCGUAAUGGAGCUACCGUCAUGUGUGAAAUUCAAGGAUAUGUAAGUGAACAUAAGAAUGAAAAAAACAUUGAGUUGAAGUAUUCGUUUGAAAUACAUUGUCUCUUAUUGUUGCAUACUAGUGUUGAUAUGUCACGGGAACAUGCGAAAAGAUUAGCUGUUGGAAUGGAAUCAGGUAUAACAUGGCGUAAAGUAGGGAUAGUACAUCGAACAACAAAUGAAAUAUUGUUCGAUAUUAUUGAAUCAUUUGAUGCCAUUAUUGAUCAACGAGGCAUGAUUAUUACUGCUGAAAUCAGCGGUGUGAUUGAUUGCUGUGUCAAAUUGAGUGGCAUGCCUGAUUUAACAUUAUCGUUUAUUAAUCCAAGACUAUUGGAUGAUGUUAGUUUUCAUCCAUGUGUUAGAUUGAAAAAAUGGGAGAGUGAACGUGUUCUUUCAUUCAUUCCACCUGAUGGCAAUUUUCGUUUGAUUUCAUAUCAUAUUGGUACACAAAAUUCAAUAUCCAUUCCAGUUUACGUCAAACAUAAUAUUCAGUUUCGCGAAGGUAGUGGUGGUCGAUUUGAACUAACUGUUGGACCGAAACAAACAAUGGGCAAAACUCUUGAAGCUGUUGUAAUUGAAUGUACAAUGCCGAAAAGUGUGCUCAAUUGUACUCUAACUCCAACACAAGGCAAAUGUACAUUUGAUCCUGUGAAAAAAAUUCUUGUUUGGGAUAUUGGUAAAAUCGAAAGUAAUGCUCAAAGUGCUGCACGUUUACCAUCAUUACGUGGAAAUAUUGUUUUAUCAACUGGUCAACCAAUACCAGAAUCUAAUCCAAUAUUGAACGUUCGUUUUACAUUGAAUCAAAUCGCUAUAUCCGGCAUACGUGUACAACGUGUUGACAUGCACGGAGAAAAAUACAAACCAUUUAAAGGCGUCAAAUAUAUAACAACAGUUAAAAAAGGUCGAUUUCAAAUUCGAACAUAA
Messenger RNA from Rotaria socialis, 1539 nucleotides. The record is from the annotation of a GenBank genome assembly. Lineage: Eukaryota; Metazoa; Rotifera; Eurotatoria; Philodinida; Philodinidae.